UCGUCCACCCUUAGGCCGAAAACAACUACUCCAGUGCCUGAUGCGUUUAAAAAUAAAACCGUUUGCUACAAACAUUUAGGCUGCUUUGACAACCAUCCUCCUUUUGACAACGCUGGAUAUGACGUACCAGAUCCGCCAGAGGUCAUCGGAACCAAGUUUUGGCUGUUCACAAGGGCAAAUACUACCAAAAGCCACACCCUACAAUAUCAAAAUGUCUCUACAUUUGAAUCUGUGAAUGCGUCUAAACCGUUGAAGAUAAUUACUCACGGAUUUUCCCAGACUGCAACAGCUGACUGGGUGGUGAAGAUGAAGGACGAGUUUCUGAGACUUGGUGACUUCAACGUAAUAACGGUGGACUGGAAGAAGGGUGCAGAGUUCCCCAACUACGACCAGGCCGUGGCUAAUACACGAGUCGUUGCGACGCAGAUUAGAGUUGUCGUAGAUAUACUGGUGACCCGUGGGCUGAAGCUACAGGACCUUCACUUGGCCGGACACAGCCUGGGGGCCCAUACGUCGGGGUACGCUGGCUUCCUUAUGAAGGGAAAAGUCGGAAGGAUUAGUGGAUUGGAUCCUGCAGAGCCCAGCUACGAGAACUUGCCCGACGUUCUUCGUCUCGACAAAACUGAUGCCAUUUUUGUUGACGUUAUUCACACGAAUGGCGCUCCGCUUCUGUCGGGUGGUGCCGGAUUAAUGGAGAUAUCUGGUCACGUUGACUUCUAUGUCAAUGGCGGCGAAGCACAACCCGGAUGUAAAGGGGGAGUUUCUGGUAUACUGAGCGGAAUCUUCGGUGGAGGAGGUGUGGCGAAGACGGUAUCCUGCAGCCACGGGCGGUCCCACCAGCUGUACGUGGAGUCCAUGUCCUCCCCCUGCCCCUUCACAUCAUAUCCCUGUCCCAGUUACGAUGACUUUAAGAAGGGAAAGUGCCUGACUUGUGGAUCGACUGGCUGUUCCCAGCUCGGGUAUUAUGCCGACCAGUAUAGUGCCCGCGGUAAGAUGUACCUCAACACAGGAAGCAAGGCGCCAUUUUGUGGCUACCACUAUUUGAUGGAGAUAAAGACGGGGACAAUGAAGGAAACAACAGGACGCUUGUUCAUCAAAAUGGUGGGCAGAUGGGGGGAGAGCAACUUCAUAGCAGCCACUGGGGAUGAAGCCAUGAACGCCCAAAGUAACAUAUUGAAAGUGGUUGUCUCCUUUGAGGAAGUUGGUGAUUUGACAUCCAUGGUCUUCAAAUAUGUGAAACAUUCCGGCUUUUGGUUUGCAAACAGUGAAGAUUCGAUGACUAUUGAAAAGGUCAAGGUCACAUCAGGAGAAAAUGGCGGCAGUUACCUCUUUUGCUUUGGUGGAAAAACUGUUAUGCACAAUGUAGAAGUCCAUUCAAGUAUUACCAAUAGAAAAACUUGCGAAUGUGUUGCCCUACUGACAUUUGAGGAUGUUUUAGCAAGCAUCCCUAAACAGGCAACCAAUACUGUUCCCUCAGUAGAACCUACUGGAACUGGUGCUUCCACACCUGUGCCUAAACCUAACCCAUCAACAGGACCCAUAGGAACAAAUGUACCUACACCGUUAUCCAAUCUCAAUCCCUCCUCUGGACUUCUGGGAACAGGUGCCCCUACACCAGUACCUACAGGACCCAUAGGAACAGAUGUUCCUACACCGUUAUCCAAUCUCAAUCCCUCCUCUGGACUUCUGGGAACAGGUGCCCCUACACCAGUGCCUAAAGGAUCUACGGGACCCAUAGGAACAGAUGUUCCUACACCGAUAUCCAAUGUCAAUCCCACCUCUGGACCUCUGGGAACAGGUGCCCCUACACCAGUGCCUAAAGGAUCUACGGGACCCAUAGGAACAGAUGUUCCUACACCGAUAUCCAAUCUCAAUCCCACCUCUGGACCUCUGGGAACAGGUGCCCCUAUACCAGUGCCUAAAGGAUCUACAGGGCCCAUAGGAACAGAUGUUCCUACACCGAUAUCCAAUCUCAAUCCCACCUCUGGACCUCUGGGAACAGGUGCCCCUACACCAGUGCCUAAAGGAUCUACGGGACCCAUAGGAAUAGAUGUUCCUACACCGAUAUCGAAUCUCAAUCCCACCUCUGGACCUCUGGGAACAGGUGCCCCUACACCAGUGCCUAAAGGAUCUACAGGACCCAUAGGAACAGAUGUUCCUACACCGAUAUCCAAUCUCAAUCCCACCUCUGGACCUCUGGGAACAGGUGCCCCUACACCAGUGCCUAAAGGAUCUACGGGACCCAUAGGAACAGAUGUUCCUACACCGAUAUCCAAUCUCAAUCCCACCUCUGGACCUCUGGGAACAGGUGCCCCUACACCAGUGCCUAAAGGAUCUACAGGACCCAUAGGAACAGAUGUUCUUACAACAAUAUCCAAUCUCAAUCCCUCCUCUGGACUUCUGGGAACAGGUGCCCCUACACCAGUACCUACAGGACCCAUAGGAACAGAUGUAUCUACACCGAUAUCCAAUCUUAAUCCGACCUCUGGACCUCUGGGAACAGGUGCCCCUACACCAUUGCCUAAGGGAUCUACGGGACCCAUAGGAACAGAUGUUCCUACACCAAUAUCCAAUCUUAAUCCCACCUCUGGACCUCUGGGAACAGGUGCCCCUACAUCAGUGCCUACGGGACCUGUAGGAACAGAUGGCUCUACAGUAGUAUCAAAUCCAUCAGCUGGACUUAUUGGAACAGGUGCCCCCUCACCGAUGACCAGUAUAAACCCUUCAUUAGGAUCUACAACAACAAAUGGCCAUACGCCGAUAUCCAGUCUUAAACCAUCAGCAGGACUAUCAGCAGAACCAUCAACAGGUACCCCUUCACAUGUUACUCUAUUCUCAGGACAAACUGGAGCUGAGACUAAGACAUCAGUAUCCAAGCAAUCAGUAAGGCCAACACCAAAGUCUACAGCAAUACCCAAAGUUGAGACAUCAACAGAAACUAUGACAAUACCGAGUCAUAUACCUUUGGCAGGAUCUAGUUUACUGUCAACAGAUCAUUCUCUGGUCACCAGUGUUAGACCAUCAAUAGCAGUGCAGACUCCGACCGGGGGAUCAUCCAUGGUGUCGACCACUAAGGUCACCGUGGAAGCGUCAACAGCACGAAAACUGCCAACAACGUCAGAAGAUGUAAAGGUAUCCACAGCAGCUGCUAGCAGUGCAACAUCAUCGACUACUCAGAAGAUGCAAGCUACGACUCCACAAACUACAAAAUCACAAACAACGAAUAAGCCUGUAUCGAUAUCGCGAGAGAAUAAGACGGAAUGUUUUGAAUACCUCGGAUGUUUUGAUAAUUUUCCACCGUUUGACAAUGCCGGCAUGGACCUUCCAUAUUCACCGGAUGUCAUGAACACGAAGUUCUGGCUUUUCACGAGGAAGAACUUAAAAAACAAACACGUUCUGGAUUAUAGAAAUAUCUCAACUUUUACAUCUUUUGAUUUUGACGCAACAAAACCAACGAAGUUCAUAACUCACGGAUUCAGCCAAGAUGCAUCAGCGACAUGGGUAGUUGAGAUGAAGGAUGAAUUCCUCAGACUUGGUGACUUCAACGUUAUAACGGUGGACUGGAAGAAGGGUGCAGAGUUCCCAAACUACGACCAGGCCGCGGCAAAUACACGACUCGUUGCGACGCAUAAAGUUGUCGUAGAUAUCCUGGUGUCCCGUGGGCUGAAGCUACAGGACCUUCACUUGGCCGGACACAGCCUGGGGGCCCAUACGUCGGGGUACGCUGGCUUCCUCCUGAAGGGAAAAGUCGGGAGGAUUAGUGGUAUGGACCCAGCUGAGCCCAGCUUUGAGAAUCUUCCUGACGUAGUUCGGCUUGACAAAGCGGAUGCUCUGUUCGUGGACGUCAUCCAUACAAACGGCGAAUCUGUUCUUCUGGGAGGGUUCGGCUUAAUGGAGUCUUCCGGUCACGUUGAUUUCUUUGUUAAUGGCGGUAAAUCACAGCCCGGAUGUAAGGGGGCCCUAUCUGGUGCUCUGAGCAGUAUUUUUGGAAAAGGGGGAUCCAUCGGGGAAGAGGUAGCUUGCAGCCACGGGCGGUCCCACCAACUCUAUCUGGAGUCCAUGUCCUCCCCCUGCCCCUUCACGUCGUACCCCUGCCCCAGCUACGAUGACUUCAAGAAGGGAAUGUGCCUGACAUGUGGAUCAACUGGCUGUUCUCAACUCGGCUAUUACGCCGACCAGUAUUACGCCCGCGGUAAGAUGUACCUCAACACAGGAAGCAAGACGCCAUAUUGCGGAUACCACUAUGGCGUUGAAAUCAAAACAAGUUCAACCAAGGAUACGAAGGGUCGACUUUAUGUCAAGAUGGAAGGCACAUGGGGUACCAGCGAUUUCGUCCCAGUAACUGGGUAA
Messenger RNA from Haliotis rubra (blacklip abalone), 4350 nucleotides. RefSeq lists its product as uncharacterized. Gene Ontology annotation, molecular function: lipase activity; protein binding. Gene Ontology annotation, biological process: lipid metabolic process. Lineage: Eukaryota; Metazoa; Mollusca; Gastropoda; Lepetellida; Haliotidae. The record is from RefSeq and is a predicted model, not a curated record.